Messenger RNA from Fusarium coffeatum, 657 nucleotides. RefSeq lists its product as uncharacterized. The coding region runs from base 1 to 657 and encodes 218 amino acids. Lineage: Eukaryota; Fungi; Ascomycota; Sordariomycetes; Hypocreales; Nectriaceae. The record is from RefSeq and is a predicted model, not a curated record. The transcript has a single exon. Gene Ontology annotation, molecular function: protein binding.
AUGACAACCCCCAACCCAUUCCUCCUCGCAGCCGACAACAACCCCACGUUGCUGCCCCUCCUCAGGGAGAAACCAGCACUGGCGUCAUCGCAAGAUGAACACGGCUAUUCUCUCGUCCAUGCCGCUGCCAGCUACAACCAUCUCGAUCUUCUACGGUCCCUUAUUCGAGAAUUCAACGUGGAUGUGGACUUGAAAGACGAAGACAACGAGACGGCCUUGUUUGUUGUCGAAACCAAGGACGCUGCUCAAGUUCUGGUCGAAGAGCUGGGCGCAAACAUUAGUCACCGAGGACUAGAAGGUUUCACAGCUAGAGAAAAGAUCGAAGCAGAAGGGGAUUUCCCUGCGGUUGCAGAGUAUCUAUUAACGGUUGAAGUAAAGCAGGCCGAUGACCCUGCUGCGACUGCAGCAGCUGUUAUGCCUGAAGUUAUUCCCCCACCUCCGGAGGGUAUGAAAGUCACAGUCGGUACCAUGGACGAGGCCACAGAUAUUCCUGGGGAGAUCGAUCCGGAGUUCCGAAGAAGAAUUGAGGAAUUGGCCCAACGCGAAGAUUUCGACACGCCCCAGGGCCAGGCUGAGCUACGGAAAUUGAUUGAAGACGCUGUUCUGGGCGAGGGUGGCGUCGGCGAAGAGCGCAACGUACGAUCGAAGCAAGACUAG